AUGCUUGACGUCGAAGACUUUAACGCUGUUUAUCACGGCCUGUACUAUAAUGAUGGCCUUGUUCAGGAAAUUCAAUCAUACAGGACUGCGCUCGGUGGACGAACCUUCUUCGAGCGGCUGUUGACACUGUUGAACAUCAAGGGAAGCAAGAUGUACCCUCCCAAAACCCCGCAACAACUCCAAGACCUCCACCAGCGUAUAAUCUCUUCCAAUACCACACUACACAACAAACACUGCCUAGUGUUUUACUUGCUCAAAGACUUGUCAGCACAACACCACGAAGCGACUGAACUAUCGGAAGCAUUUGCGAAAGACGUACACCUUGAGAAGCGGUUUUGGACAUUCGUCGAAGGACUCUGGUUCCUAGACCAUCUCCAGUUCUCGACAGCUGUCGGCCACUUGACGUACCCGGGCAUAAUACCGACUUUCCCUGAUGAGAUCAUGUACACACUUCUGACUGGAAACGAUAAGCUGAGCAGUUUAGGCAUGGCAAGGGAUCCCAAGGACGAUAUAUUGGCUUUAGCGUACUAUAACUGCGUACGGCCGCCGCUGGAUGACCAGAAGACUAGGGACGAGUUUGCCAAGUAUCUUGCAGGUCGUAAUGUCACGGAGAUGUACCAGUGGAUUCACAGCAGACCAGACUAUGAGCAGAAGCCGCUGCUGGAACUCCUUGUCGAGCAAACCCUGGACCACAACGCUUGGUCUCAGGACCCCGAACACGAGGUGUACACGCGAGAUGCCAAGGCUUUCGAGCUGGUCAGUCUGCCGUUUACCAAAGAAGAGGAGGAACACAUCGAGAAGUUUCUCACUGAGGGCAGGGGGAGGACAUUCCAGAGCGCGCAAGAUCUGAUCAUGAUGCGUAGGAUUGCGACCGGCAAGCUAACCGAUGUUGCCGCUGAUAUUGGUACUCGUGGCCGCAGGAUAGACGGUGUUAAUUGGGAGAGCUUGAAAGACGGUGUAAAGCGAGGACUGGGGCCUAGAAAGGAUGAACAGAGCUUCGCUAUCUAA
Molecule: messenger RNA, 1008 nt
Organism: Alternaria postmessia
Lineage: Eukaryota; Fungi; Ascomycota; Dothideomycetes; Pleosporales; Pleosporaceae
Exons: 2
Coding region: 1-1008 (335 amino acids)
Source: RefSeq, a predicted model, not a curated record